UAUCGCAGUACAGUCGUUCAAACGAAUUUACAAACAUGAGCGGAAGAGGUAAAGCUGGAAAAUCGAAGGGAGGUAAAUCCAAGACCAGGUCGUCACGUGCCGGACUCCAGUUUCCGGUCGGUCGUAUCCACCGUCUGUUGAGAAAAGGAAACUAUGCCGAACGCGUCGGAGCCGGAGCACCCGUUUACUUGGCCGCCGUCAUGGAAUAUUUGGCGGCUGAAGUCUUGGAAUUGGCCGGUAACGCUGCCCGUGACAACAAGAAGUCUCGUAUCAUUCCCAGACACUUGCAAUUGGCCAUCAGGAACGACGAGGAGUUGAACAAAUUGUUGUCCGGUGUUACCAUCGCUCAAGGCGGUGUGUUGCCCAACAUCCAAGCGGUACUAUUGCCAAAAAAGACCGAAAAAAAAGUCUAAAACUUCAAUUACUAAAUUUAUCAG
Molecule: messenger RNA, 437 nt
Organism: Melanaphis sacchari
Lineage: Eukaryota; Metazoa; Arthropoda; Insecta; Hemiptera; Aphididae
Product: histone H2A-like
Exons: 1
Coding region: 36-413 (125 amino acids)
Cellular component (GO): nucleosome
Molecular function (GO): DNA binding; structural constituent of chromatin; protein heterodimerization activity
Source: RefSeq, a predicted model, not a curated record